CAGACGGGGAGUCGGGAGAGCACUACUACACCGAGAAGGACAGUGAGUACGUCAGUACACCAGAGAACAGCCCUGAGGGACGCUUGACAAGUAAGAAGUGGCCGGUCCCUUAAAAUAUUAAGGCAAAACCUUGAAAAACGAGAGCUUGCUGUUUUUUCCUCAGUCCGUGUGUAUGUAAGGUGAAACCGGAGCAUGUCACUAUGACAACGUGUGGACUUUACAUAGUAAGUUAGCCUUCUUCAUCUCAGUAGGUGCUCAGUAGAUAACAUUUUCGCGGUAGUCGUGUAGGACUGUCAGUUGUCAAGCCUAGAAGAAGCCGUAGAAGACAGUCAUGGACCAGAGACUUGCUACAGUGAUCAGCUAGCGUCUUAUGUGCCCAUUCUACAAGAUUAGAGGAGAAACCGAAGACAGCGCACCUGGAGCGGCUCGAGCAGAAUGGAUUUCAGCACCAUUCGGAACCUCAUCACUCGAUACUGUACAGGAGAGGAGAGCUGGGUGGACAGCAGGACCGUUUAUAUUGGACAUAAAGAGCCUCCACUAGGAACAGAAGCAUACAUUCCACAGAGAUUUCCUGACAACAGAAUCGUCUCCUCAAAGUAUACUUUCUGGAAUUUUAUACCGAAGAAUCUCUUUGAGCAGUUCAGAAGAAUCGCCAAUUUCUAUUUUCUGAUCAUCUUUCUAGUGCAGCUGAUCAUUGACACACCUACCAGUCCUAUGACCAGCGGUCUGCCUCUUUUCUUUGUCAUCACUGUCACAGCCAUUAAACAGGGCUAUGAAGACUGGAUCAGGCACAAAGCGGACAACGCUGUAAACCAGUGUCCAGUCCACGUCACCCAGCAUGGCAAAGUCGUACGCAAACAGAGUCAAAAGCUACGGGUGGGUGAUAUUGUCCAGGUGAAGGAGGAUGAGAUGUUUCCAUGUGACCUCAUACUGCUCUCCACCAGUAGAGAAGAUGGAACAUGUUUUGUCACAACAGCCAGCUUAGAUGGAGAGUCCAGCCAUAAGACCUAUUAUGCAGUUCAGGACACAAAGGCAUUCAACACAGCAGAGGAGGUGGACACACUGCACUCUACGAUAGAAUGUGAACAACCCCAGCCAGACCUCUACAAAUUUGUGGGACGCAUCAAUAUUUAUUUGGAUCGAGACGAGCCCAUCGCGAGACCCCUGGGUUCUGAGAACCUGCUGCUGCGUGGAGCCACACUGAAAAACACUGAAUACAUACAUGCUGUUGCCAUCUAUACGGGCAUGGAAACCAAGAUGGCCCUCAACUACCAGUCCAAGUCUCAGAAACGCUCCGCUGUUGAAAAGUCUAUGAAUGCCUACCUGAUUGUGUACCUCUGCAUUCUGAUCAGUAAAGCUCUGAUCAAUACUGUCCUGAAGUAUGUCUGGCAGGCCAACCCAAACCGAGAUGAGCCCUGGUACAACCAGAAAACUGAGACUGAGAGGCAACGGCAUGUAUUAAUCCGGGCAUUCACAGAUUUCCUUGCCUUCAUGGUUCUGUUCAACUACAUCAUUCCUGUGUCCAUGUAUGUAACUGUGGAGAUGCAGAAGUUCCUUGGCUCGUACUUCAUCCUGUGGGACGAUGACAUGUUUGAUGAGGAGCUCGGAGAGGGGCCGCUCGUCAAUACCUCAGAUCUUAAUGAAGAACUUGGACAGGUGGAAUAUGUCUUCACAGACAAGACUGGCACUUUGACAGAAAACAACAUGGAGUUGAGGGAGUGUUGUGUGGAUGGGCAUGUUUAUGUGCCACAUGCCAUCUGUAACGGGCAGAUCUUACCUGGAGCUGCUGGAAUGGAUAUGAUCGACUCCUCUCCAGGCCUAGAUGGAAAGGAGCGAGAGGAGCUGUUUUUCCGUGCACUGUGCCUCUGUCACACAGUCCAGGUGAAGGAAGAGGAGACAGUGGAUGGCAUUAAGAGAGGAAUCUAUCAGGGCAAAUCCACCUCCUUCUACAUCUCCUCCUCUCCAGAUGAGGUUGCACUGGUGGAGGGCAUGAAAAGGUUGGGCUUCACCUAUCUCCGUCUGAAGGACAGUCACAUGGAGAUCCUUAACAGACAGGAUGAGAUGGAGAGAUUUGAGCUGUUGGAGGUGUUGAACUUUGAUUCAGUGAGGAGGAGAAUGAGUGUUAUUGUAAGAUCGAGCUCAGGAGAGUACUAUUUGUUCUGUAAAGGUGCAGAUUCUUCUGUUUUCCCACGGGUGGUUUCUGGGAAGGUGGAGCAGGUCAGAGCGCGAGUAGAGCACAACGCUGUGGAGGGCUUACGGACUCUUUGUGUGGCUUAUAAGAAGCUGACUCAUGAGGAGUAUGAGGAAACGUGCCAUCUCCUCAACAGCGCUAAACUAGCUCUGCGGGAGCGCGACAAGAAACUGGCUGAAGCUUAUGAUGUCAUUGAAAAGGAUUUCAUCCUGCUGGGAGCCACGGCUGUGGAAGAUAGGCUGCAGGAUAAAGCGGCUGACACCAUUGAGUCCCUGCACAAGGCUGGUAUGAAGGUUUGGGUCCUCACAGGGGACAAAAUGGAGACAGCAGCAGCCACGUGCUAUGCUAGCAAGUUGUUCCAUCGCAAUACACAGAUCCUGGAACUGACAACCAAGCGGACAGAGGAGCAGAGUCUCCAUGACGUCUUGUUUGAUCUGAGCAGAACUGUCCUGAGACAGCAUGGCAGCAUGACCAGGGACAUUUUUUCAGGGCUCUCAGAUGAUUACCAAGACUAUGGUCUGAUAAUCGAUGGGGCAACACUGUCAGCUGUACUGAAACCAACACAGGAAGGAACCAGCAACGGAGGGAGCUACAAGGAGAUUUUCCUGGAAAUCUGCAGGAACUGCAGCGCUGUUCUCUGCUGUCGCAUGGCACCCUUACAAAAAGCACAGAUUGUUAAACUGAUAAAAGCAUCAAAAGAACACCCCAUCACGCUGGCCAUCGGUGACGGAGCCAAUGAUGUCAGCAUGAUUCUGGAAGCUCACGUGGGCAUAGGGAUCAUGGGUAAAGAGGGGCGUCAGGCGGCCCGUAACAGCGACUAUGCAAUUACCAAGUUCAAACACCUGAAGAAGAUGCUGCUGGUUCACGGGCACUACUACUACAUCAGAAUCGCUGAGCUGGUCCAAUACUUCUUCUAUAAGAAUGUGUGCUUCAUCUUCCCUCAGUUUCUCUAUCAGUUCUUCUGUGGGUUCUCUCAGCAGCCACUGUAUGACACAGCAUAUUUGACCCUGUACAAUAUCAGCUUCACCUCAUUACCCAUCCUCCUCUACAGUCUGAUGGAGCAGCACAUCAAUAUGGACAUCCUCAAACGGGACCCUUCUCUCUACAGAGAUAUUGCCAAGAAUUCCCUCCUGAGAUGGCCCACUUUCAUCUACUGGACAUUUCUGGGGGUUUUUGAUGCCGUGGUCUUCUUCUUUGGUGCUGUCUUCCUUUUCGACAACACAACCUUCACCAGCAACGGACAGCUAAUGGCCACCAACACACAGAUGAUGUUUGGAAACUGGACCUUUGGAACACUUGUAUUCACUGUCCUGGUGUUCACGGUCACGCUAAAGCUUGCCCUGGACACACAUUACUGGACGUGGAUCAACCACUUUGUCAUAUGGGGGUCACUGCUAUUCUAUGUCAUCUUCUCCCUCCUGUGGGGAGGCAUCAUUUGGCCUUUCCUGAACUAUCAGAGGAUGUACUAUGUGUUCAUGCAGAUGUUGUCCAGCGGUCCUGCAUGGCUCAGUAUAAUUCUGCUGAUUAUAGUCAGUUUGCUGCCUGAUGUUGUGAAGAAAGUGUUGUGUAGAGCUCUAUGGCCCACCACCACUGAGAGAAUACAGAAUGCCGAUAAGUUGUAUAAGGGCCACCUGUCCGAGUUCACCCCCCUGUCCUCCCUCCAUGUUCCACCUGCACGGAAACACGACAGACAUGGCAACGAAAGCCAGAACCACACCCACCACAGGUCUGACUCCUCCCCUUCCAAAAAACUGAUGUGUACAUACUGGGGGGGCAGGCCUGACUACUGCACCUUCAGCUCCUUCCUCCGAAUAAGAGAAAACCCAAGAUUCUCUGGGGCAGCUUACACCUACAGCGCACCGGGGCCCGAGACGUCCGUAUGACAGUGUCUCUAAUAGAGAGUCUACUUAUCUAAUCAAAUUCAGCCUCAAUUAUUCAAGAGUCAAGAUUUGGACACUAUUUGGAGACCAAUCUUGGCUUGUUACCUUUUAUCUAAAACAAAAGCACUGAAAUGCGUUCUUGUGGUAUACGCUAAUGGGCUAGUGAUGCUGUGUGUUAAUUUAGAAGCUGGAGGAAGGCCAAACAGAAUUGGCCGUACCAUCUGCGAGUGUGGCAUACUAAGCGGCCUUGGGACCUAUUUACCUUGUUUUCUUUGUGUGAGCGUGUUCCCUUUACACUGUGGGUUUACAUGUUCGUUCACCUACCCUUGUAAUUCUUCAUGUGAAAAAUUACUUGAAAACUACACUAUGCAGUAGUUGCACAAACCUUUCCAUCUCAAACGCAACCCCUACAGCUAAAUGUUAAUGUGGAUGACAGUUAAAAUGGCCUUGGAUGCUCUAAAAACUGACCGUCCUUUUUUCUUCUCUUUUCUUUGUUCUCUGUCGUCCCCCCUUCCCUUUUUUUUGUCCUGUGCUCCUUCUCUUUUCUUCUACUUUUUUUAUAGAACAAACUGGUGUUGCCUUUGUGCAAACCUGUUAUCGAGGAACACUCCAUAGCCUGCGAUUGUCUUUGUCCGAUUGCAUUGUAAGUGGCUAAAUUUGGCCAUUUC
This is a messenger RNA of Sinocyclocheilus anshuiensis, 4739 nucleotides long. Its product is annotated as probable phospholipid-transporting ATPase IH. Gene Ontology annotation, biological process: phospholipid translocation. The coding region runs from base 436 to 4074 and encodes 1212 amino acids. NCBI's taxonomy places the organism in Eukaryota, Metazoa, Chordata, Actinopteri, Cypriniformes, Cyprinidae. Gene Ontology annotation, molecular function: ATPase-coupled intramembrane lipid carrier activity; magnesium ion binding; ATP binding. The record is from RefSeq and is a predicted model, not a curated record. The transcript has 30 exons. Gene Ontology annotation, cellular component: endoplasmic reticulum; plasma membrane; recycling endosome.